AAACAGCCACAGUGGGAGCUUCCUAAUCUCUGUGUUAUGACUCUCACAUGAUUCUGCAACUACUAUAUCUCUGGGCAACAGACCAGCUGAGUGCUACAACCCCCCAACCCCAAUCCCCUCCUCUCUUUCUCUUUCUCACUCUGCCUCUCUCUUACUCUCCCUCGCUCUCUCGCUCUCUCUCUCUCUCUCAGGAGAAGACUCCACAUAUCCUGGCUCCUGGGAAAUAUGAGACAGUUUAAGGUGUUGAAGCUCCUUCGUUUCUGGAGGACCAGAGAGGACGACGCGCAGAAUAAAGAGACGGCUCCACUCAUACCCAAGGAAAAUAUUGAUACGCAGGCAGCUGUAUUUGAUUCCACUAACGGAGAAGAGGUGCAUGAUGGGAAAGCUUGGCAGGAUGAGCCUGUGAGCGGGCAGGGAGGCUGGGCACCGUCCUGGUCAUGUGACUCGGUGCUGAAGAGCCUCCUCUUCCUCAGUAACCUGCUGUUCUGUGUGGUGGGGCUGGUGGCGCUGGCGCUGGGGGUGUGGGGGCUGGUGGAGAAGGAGUCCCUGGCGCAGGAGCGGGUUGGGCAGCUGGGCGCAGACCCCAUGCUGCUGGUCCUGUGCCUGGGGCUGGCGCUGGCGCUGCUGUGUCUGUGCGGGUGUGUGGGCACACUGCGGGAGAAUGCCUGCCUGCUCCGAGCCUUCAGCGCUGCCCUGCUGGCCCUGCUCACCUCCCAGGUGCUGCUUGCCAUCGCCGUCUACGCCCUCCAUGGGCAGGUAGGGGCCUACCUGCGCUCCGCCAUGCUGCUCGCCAUGGCCCGUUACCAGGACGACCUGGACCUGCGCUUCCUCACCGACGAGCUACAGAUGGGUCUGCAGUGCUGCGGAGCCGACAGCUACAGGGACUGGGAGAUUAACAUGUAUUUUAACUGCUCAGGGCCAGGGGUGCAGGCCUGUGGGGUACCCCCGUCCUGCUGUGUGGACCCCCUUGAGAAUGGCACUGUGUGGAAUUCGCAGUGUGGAGUGGGGGCUCAGAGGCUGGAUGAGUUUUCGGCUCAGGCGGUUGUGUUCCUGGGGGGGUGCCUGGGGGGGAUCUCCCGCUGGGUGGAGCGGAACUCAGGCUCCAUAGGGGUGGUGGGUGUGGUCCUGCUGGGUGUGCAGGUGUUGGGGGUGUUCAUCUCCACAUGGCUGCUCGAGCACAUUCAGAGAAGCAAGUCCCAGUACUGAGCCCGCCCAUAGCAGCAGUGACCCCUCCCACAGCAGCACUGACUCCACCCACAGCAGCAGUGACCCAACCUACAUCAGCACUGAGCCCGCCCAUAGCAGCAGUGACCCCUCCCACAGCAGCACUGACUCCACCCACAGCAGCACUGACCCCUCUCACAGUCAGACUAACCACACCCACAGUAGUACUGGUCCUGUCCACAUACACACACUCACACUUCACAAACACACAUGUACACUUAAUUACACAUACACUCACUCACUCAAUCACACACAUCCAGAUGAACACACACACACACACUCACUGAGUCAUUAGCUGCCGUAACAGUCCACUGCAGUGGUGACAUUUUAACACAAGAGGGCAGAAGAGGCCAGCAGAAUAGGGCAGUGUAGGCCUAUGGUACUGUUACAGGCUGCUGCACACAUAUAUCUAUUUCUCUACACGUAAUGAAUACUGUAUAAUUUUUUUGAAUAAAAUAAUCAAUGGUGAAUCUCUGGUCGAUCUCAAUGGGGUAAUCCUGGUUAAAUAAAGGAAAUUUAAAAAAUAAUACUGUAAAGACUGAGCCACCAACUCUGGGUUAAUAGUAUAUUAUAAACAACGAUGGGUGGAAUCUGUACUAUAUUGUAAAGAAUGAUAGGUGGAGUCUGUACUAUAUUAUAAAUAAUGAUGGGUGGAGUCUGUACUAUAUUGUAAACAAUGAUGGUUGGAGUCUGCACUAUAUUAUAAAUAAUUAUGGGUGGAGUCUGUACUAUAUUAUAAAUAAUUAUGGGUGGAGUCUGUACUAUAUUAUA
Molecule: messenger RNA, 1995 nt
Organism: Anguilla rostrata (American eel)
Lineage: Eukaryota; Metazoa; Chordata; Actinopteri; Anguilliformes; Anguillidae
Gene: tspan10
Product: tetraspanin 10
Exons: 3
Coding region: 226-1206 (326 amino acids)
Cellular component (GO): plasma membrane
Source: RefSeq, a predicted model, not a curated record